This is a messenger RNA of Rubroshorea leprosula, 1409 nucleotides long. The record is from the annotation of a GenBank genome assembly. NCBI's taxonomy places the organism in Eukaryota, Viridiplantae, Streptophyta, Magnoliopsida, Malvales, Dipterocarpaceae.
CAGCAAGCGACUUUUAUGCUGUUAUUAUUACUCAGCAAGGAAGAGAAAAGAUACCAUUACCAGGUCAACUAUGGACAUUGGCUUCAACCCUUCUUCCAUUUUUAGGAAUAGAGGAAAUACAUGCUCUCAAGUUGAUGCAUGUCUUUGCCAGUGAGAGUCUACGUGCGAUCUGUCAUCGCCUCUCAGAAUUAGAAAUAAAGAAACUUGAGGACGCGGAGGCCCUAGGCAAAGCACUCACCAGAGCAAUUGAGAAUGGCAAUUAUCAUUUUUUUUAUGAAAUUAUCAAAGCCAAUACAGACUCUCUUAUUGCACCUUAUGAUCUGGUGCUUGUGAGGUCGCUUGUGAUUAAGAGGAAAAACUUUCUCAUGGAUGCUAUUGCGUUUCGCGAGGAGAAAAUUGCUCGCCUUAUCCAUACAUUCCCUCUCGGCCAGUUAUUUAUCACUUUAGUGGAUUCAAAUGAAAACAACGUGUUACAUAUUGCAGGUCAAUUGGCUCCUAAUCUUCAACUUUCUCGCAUUUCUGGUGCUGCUCUACAAAUGCAAAGAGAGAUACAAUGGUUCAAGGAGGUUGAAAGACAUGUUGGACAGUAUCAUAAAGAUGCUAAAAACAAUAAUGGUGAAACUGCUUACCAAGUUUUUGCUAGAGAGCACAAGGGUUUGCUUAAAGAAGCAGAGGAUUGGAUGAAAGGAUUAGCAAAUUCAUAUAUAGUUGUUGGCGCUCUCAUCAUCACCAUAAUGGUCGCAGCAGCUUUCACCCUUCCUGGGGGUAACAAUCAGAAUGAGGGCUCUCCAAUGUUCAAAGACAAACCAGCAUUUAUUGUAUACAUAAUAUCCGAUGCAAUCUCUCUUUUUGCUGCAGCGGCCUCAAUAUUAAUAUUUUUGGGAUUUCACACGGCACGUUACAACAUGGAAGAUUUCAACAAAUCUAUUCCUAAUAAGUUGAUGGGUGGGCUUUCUACAUUGUUUAUAUCUCUUGCAGCAAUGAUGGUAGCAUUUUGCUCGGCUAUCUUUCUCAUGAUAGAAAACCGAUCGUGGAUUAUCAUUCCAUCUGUGUUGCUUGCAGGCAUUCCAAUCAGCUUGUUUGCGUGGUUGCAGUUUCCUUUUCUGGUUGAAAUUUAUGUUUUGACUUACAGAUCACCAAUUUUCAAGGAGAAAACAUCCUUGGCAAGCAAAAUAAAAGCGCUCUUCUGUUGGAAAGAGAAGAUUGAGUAGGUCUAGAUGAGGCUUUGUUUUAUGUUUGUCUUUGUUGCUACUUCGACUACAGCAACUUCUAAGGUCACCUUGUUAUGCUUGAGUAGAUCCAGAUGAGUCUUUGUUUGACUUAUGUUUUAUGCUUCGUUGUAAGUGAACUUUAAUUUUAUGUCCACUUUUGUUAUGGAACAGAAUUCUUGUGGUGUCUAAUUUUUCUGA